UAGCAAUUUAGUUAUUACAAUUAUAUACCUGAAAUAUUCUAUUGCAUUAAAGAAUUGAAUUCAAGUGAAGAACUUGGCAGUUUACCCCUUAGUUGAUGUUUACCCCAUGGCGUCGUCUAGAAAUGACUAACUAAUGCGCGAUUGGCAAAUGGUUCUUCCUGGCGUUCUCAAGAAAUUUCACAAUAUUUUCUGGUACAAUUUAACAUAAAAUAAUUUUGACAUUUACUAAACUUCAUCAUUCAGUAAUUACAUGAGUGUUAUUGGUGCUCAAAAUUGAUAAUUAACUAUAACUGUACACUUUUACAAUGGUUUCAAAUGAAAUUGAUGAAAUCCAAAAUACAUAAUCAAGAUCAAGAUAAUUACCAGUAAGUAAGGUAUUUUUAGAGGUCGACAAUCACGAGUUUGAUGGUUUAAUAAAAUUAACUAUGACAUUCAAGAGAAAUACUAGUGCGAGUCACUACACGUGAAAACGCGAGAGCUCGGCAAGUCCGAUUGAGUUAAUUUUAUUUAUUAAACAGAAAAAUGUGAUUUCAAACCUGGUCUCUUUCACAUUAACAUCAAACACUUUGAAUUUAUCUUGUUCUGUGUUGCAUCUACCUAAAUCUGAUUUGCUACUCUGAGAAAAAUUGUAUUGGAAACCUUAGCUCAUAAGUACUUAUAUCAUCAGUCUGAUAUAUACGCAAGUUCACCACGAAUAAAAAAGUAAAUAUAAUCCAAAUAAAUUCAAUUUCCUAUUAAAUGUUAUCACCUGAACUUAUCAAUGCACUGCUGUUCUCACACAAAAUUGUUUCAACUCUGGAGAUUUAAAAACAUAGGAGCUACAAUUUCUGGGAUUACACUUUACAAACUUUACAAUUUUCUGGGAUUUUCUUGAUUUUUAAUUCAAGUCCAUCAGUAGAUGUUCUUAAGCGCUACAAAUGGUCAGAAUUAAUUUGAUUUAAUAUAUGUUUAGCCCAUAAGCUUAAUUAGUUAUCUUUAAUGAUGCAAAUGCGAUACAUCAUCUGAUAUUGGUAUGCAGAACAAAUAUACUGAGUAUGGCACGAUAUAAGCACGACACAUUAGAGUGAAAUGUGCUUGUUGAAUUUAACCUUACACCUUCAUAAUUAUUAGUCGCCGCUUGUGCCACACAAAGGCUACAAAGAAAAUUUAGCUUGACCACGCGAUAUGACUUUAAGUCUUUUUUUUCUAUCAAACUCUCACUGAGAAAAUCUCUAAUCAGUCUAUUAAUAUUUCCAUGCAUUGGCAGAAAUCAAAUGCUAAAAAAAAUAAAUGUUCUCUAAUCCGGUGUCUAAUGCAUCUACUGUAUAAAAUUUUUAAUUGUGUAAGUAAUUACUGCAAUGAUUGUAUUUUGGUAAUGACUGAUUAUUCAUAUUUUUUUCAGUUUUGCUUUGUCAUUACUGAGAGCAUUGCAUGUUUGAAAAGUUGCAGCAAGCAGUCAUGUCAGUUGCAGAAAUCAACCCUGGUGAAGAAAAAGUAGCCUUGGGAUUCAUCGAAGAAGCUGAACCUUGGGUUUUGAGAAGCAAAUAUUUUCCUAGUAAGGUAGGAGGCCAGCCUGCAUGGCUUGCCUUAGACAACCUACCCACACACAACCAGCUAAGCUGCCAGGUCUGCAGUGAUCCUCUUACAUUUUUGUGCCAAUUGUAUCUCCCAGACUCCAGACAUGACUACUCCUUCCACAGGACCAUAUUCUUGUUUGUAUGCCACAAUGGCGGAUGCUGCAUACCCAACACAAGUAAGGGCAUCAAAGCCUUCAGAUGUCAGCUGCCGCGCCGCAACCCAUAUUAUUCCUACGAGCCUCCGGUUGAGGAGGAAGCCACCAGCGCCUCACCCAGUGCUGCUGACUAUGGCAGCGUGUGUUGUAUUUGUGCUGCUCGGGCAGAUAAGGUGUGUUCCCAGUGUCACCGCACAUCCUACUGCUCCAAGUCGCACCAAUCGCUGCACUGGAAGCUUGGACAUAAACACGAAUGCAAAAAACUAGCCGCCGGUCCUGGGCCAUCAUCAGUUUGCGCAGCCAGGACUUCUCUGUUGUUCCCUGAAGCAGAAAUUAUCCUGGAGCCCCAAGAGAACGCGUCCGAGUCAGACGACGACGACGCUGAGCUGACCGAGGACCAAAUCAGGGAGCGUCUUGCCCAGUUCUCUGAUGCUCAGAUUGUGGCAGGUGCACAUGACGAUCCUUACAGCAUAGACACUCUUGAAAAUGUUGCCACAGCCGAUGCUGACCCCGUAUUUACUGCCUUCAAGGAACAGAUGGACAAGCAUCCUGAACAGGUGAUCAGGUAUCACAGAGGCGGCGCGCCGCUGUUCUGCGCUCAGCAGCCCAAGCCUGUCAGAGGCAAGCGACACAACUGCCCCCACUGCUCCAGGCCGAGAACUUUCGAAUUUCAGGUGAUGCCACAAAUGCUGGACCAUUUAAAGCUGGACGUCGUAGAGGGUCCCAGCCUAGACUGGGGCGUGCUGCUCGUUUUCACGUGCAACUGCGACGUGAAGUUCGGCUACGUCGAGGAACUAGUAUUUAAGCAAGACUACGCCGAAUGUCAAGAGAAAGCCCCGUCUCAGCAGUGAUAGUUGCUUUGUUGUCUUGAUGCUGUCUGUGGCUGUUUCGGGUUGUAUUUGAUCCACUUAAUUCGUUUUUACAGCUUACAACGAUAUCAUCACCAGACGCUUUUAAAAGUUUUUACACUAAUAAGACAUUGCUGAUUUCAGGUGGGAAUUGCACUUUCAUGUUCAUGGUCGUCGAACUAAUUAGAGAAUUAAUUACAUGAUAUUCGCAUGCGUAUUUUAGUUAAACGUUUGAUGCUUCUCCGUGUUUCUGCUUGCAUCGCACGUGUAGCUAUGCGUGACAUCAUGUUGAGCGAAAUCACUAAACAGAUUCUAGAACAAUUGGUAAGUUUUCUUUGACAGCGUCUGUCAAUGGCUCCAUGUUGUAUCAAUAGUCAAGUUUACUUUCCUGCCAUUGCAUCUGCAUAUUUUUUUUUUUUCUAAAUAAAAAUUUCAAUUUUUCAAGUCUU
Molecule: messenger RNA, 3008 nt
Organism: Hyalella azteca
Lineage: Eukaryota; Metazoa; Arthropoda; Malacostraca; Amphipoda; Hyalellidae
Gene: Zfrp8
Product: programmed cell death protein 2
Exons: 8
Coding region: 1411-2562 (383 amino acids)
Cellular component (GO): cytoplasm; nucleus
Source: RefSeq, a predicted model, not a curated record